Acanthosepion pharaonis is the source of this 864-nucleotide messenger RNA. The record is from the annotation of a GenBank genome assembly. Lineage: Eukaryota; Metazoa; Mollusca; Cephalopoda; Sepiida; Sepiidae.
AUGGUGUCGCGUCUCCGCCCUUCGUUCGUUUGUCAAGGUCGGAAAAUUCUUAUCCUUAUUUACCGUCAUUGUUUGCCUGCCUUUUACAAAUCUAAAACUAUCUAUCUAUCUAUCUAUCUAUCUAUCUAUCUAAAAAUCUAUCUAUCUAUGUUUUUAUCUAUCUAUCUUCCUAAUACCUUCUAUCGAUCUAUCUAUCUCAUUAAUUCAAUUGAUAUCUAUCUAUCUAUUUUAUUAUCUAUAUCUAUCUAUCUAUUUUAUCUAUCUAUUAUAAUAUACUAUUUAUCUAUCUAUCUAUCUAUUUAUCUAUCUAUCUAUCUAUCUAUCUUUGUUUAUUUUCUUCUAUCUAUUUAUGUUCAAAUUAUCUGUGUUCAUUAUCUAUCUAUCUAUCUAUCUAUCUAUAUCUAUCUAUCUAUCUAUCUAUCUAUGAAUAUUAACUUUUAUCUAUCUAUCUAUCUAUCUAUCUAUCUAUCUGUUCAUUUCUAUGACAUUCAGAAAAUCUGUUUUUUUAUCUAUCUAUCUAUCUAUCAUUUUCUUCACAUUAAUCUAUCUAUCUAUCUAUCUAUCUAUCUAUCUAUCUAUCUAUCUAUUUUUUUCUACCAUCUAUCUAUCUAUCUAUCUAUCUAUCUAUCUAUCUAUCUAUCUAUAAUUAAUCUAUCUAUCAUUUUCUUUACAUCUAUCUAUCUAUCAUUAAUCUUCAUCAUCUAUCUAUCUAUCUAUUUGAAUAAAAUCUAUCUAUCUAUCUAUCUAUCUAUCUAUCUAUCUUUCUUCUUCCAUCUAUCUAUCUAUCUAUCUAUCUAUCUAUCUAUCUAUCAUUUAUCUAAAAUUCUAUUAUCUAUCUAUCUAUCCUUUUUAUAUUCACAUUAA